UGCUAGUCUGCUAGAGCAGUGUCUCUUGUCUCUCUUAUUUGAGCUCAAGUCGUCACUCUCACGCGGACACACAAAUAGAUAUUAUUCAUCUCCAUAAAAUCAAACAAAAUCAGAACCAAAUAUUCUUUCUUUGUUUCUUCUUCUUCUACACCUUUCACUCUUCGAUUCCACUCACCACAGACCCAUGUGAACAACUCCCAGUUGGGUUUUUGCUUCAGAGUUUAGAACAAGAGUUUCCUAAAAAAUCCAACCUUUUUGCUCUGUUUUUUUUGGUUCUGUGCCUCUUCACUGCUUGGAGAUUGAAACUCUACAGUUCUGCGUUGUGUUUGUGACUGGUUUCGAUGAGAGUUCAUAUCUGGGUCUGAAAAAUAUCUCACGUUUUUGGUCCUCGAUCUUUCAACUUCUCCUGCUUUGUCUUUGUGCCUCUUCACAGUCUCAAAAGGUUCAAAGUCAGUCAAGGCCCUUAAAAACCCCAUCUCAUCGGAUCCUUAUAAAACUGCUCGGUUUUUCGUUUCCCACCAUUCAAUUUCCACUUCUCCACCCAAAUAAUCCAAAACCCACAACUUUUGCUUCUAAAGUUUCCAUAUUUUGGUUCUUGCUACUAUUCACACUUGAUCAAACAAGCUUCUCAAAAGUACCCAAGUCUCUUUUGCUGUUUAAUAAGGUUUCUGCAAAUCAAACCCACUUCACCAAAUCCUCCAAAUUAAAACACAAGCUGUUCUAUCUCGGCCUCUUCAAAAAUGCAAGACCCAACGACGUUCCAACCCAUGAAAGCCCAAUUCCCAGAGCAAGAGCAGCUGAAAUGUCCACGCUGUGAUUCUUCAAACACCAAGUUCUGCUACUACAACAACUACAAUCUGUCGCAGCCUCGCCACUUCUGCAAGAACUGCAAGAGGUACUGGACCAAAGGUGGUUCCCUCAGAAACAUUCCAAUAGGCGGUGGAAGCAGAAAGAACACCAAGAGAUCUUCUUCGGGUUCGAAACGUUCUUCAUCGGCUACUAAUUCCUCAUCAUCAACCCUGUCGAGCUCAGCAGCUGCAGGAGCAGCAGCAGCAGCAGCUCAGAACCAGGAUCCGCAGCCGGACCGGACUCGGCUCUACGGCCCGAAAAUGGAUCCAGAUAAUCCGAUGCUGGAUAUUUCUGGGAGCUUCAGCUCACUGUUAACAUCUAAUGAUCAGUUUGGGUCUCUUAUGGAGGGUCUGAAUCCAAAUGGGUCGGGUUUGAAACUGAUGCAUAUGGGUGAGUUUGGGGAGAAUGUGGUGGAUUCAUCAGGACAUGGGUUGAAUUCGGAUCCGGGUUUGGAGGUCCAGAGCAGUGGGAAUCCAGAGAGCUAUAUGGGUUUGCAAAGUGGGGAUUCGAGCUGUUGGAAUGGGAGCAAUGGGUGGCCUGACCUUGCCAUUUACACACCAGGUUCAAGUUUUCAGUAGAUAAUUAGAUGAAUGCUUUCCAUAUAUAUUAGUCUACGAUAUAUUAUGUUUGACACUUGGAAACUAUGAUCGAUUGUGAAGAGAAAUGGAGCAUGAAUGACUCUUUAGGCUUAAUGCUAAGCACAGCUUUAAGCUUUAAUUUUAGCAUUUUCUGAGGUUAUAGAGAGGUUGAGAAACACCAAAGUCCACAGAGCCAUACCAAUAGUGUUCCAUAUGUAAUGGUUUGUUUUGUUCUCUUUUGUGUGGUUUUUGGUUGUAUCUGAUAUAACUUAAAUAUGAAUGACCUUUUCUUGUUCUCUUUCA
Molecule: messenger RNA, 1730 nt
Organism: Rosa rugosa (rugosa rose)
Lineage: Eukaryota; Viridiplantae; Streptophyta; Magnoliopsida; Rosales; Rosaceae
Product: dof zinc finger protein DOF3.1-like
Exons: 1
Coding region: 741-1427 (228 amino acids)
Biological process (GO): regulation of DNA-templated transcription
Molecular function (GO): DNA binding; DNA-binding transcription factor activity
Source: RefSeq, a predicted model, not a curated record